AUGCUCAAAGGCUCAGCGCCUUUGAAGCCAGCUUCGGCCUCUGUGGAUCGCACAAUGCCAUCCUUAAGAGUUCCUAAACCUUCACAAGUUGACCUGGAAUCAAGUCCAAGUGCAAUGCUGGACGAUUCUACAUCAUUGAAUGAUGACUUAAUGAGCAUUAACAGUAGUAUCAACAGGACUGACCGGCUGAGAUUUUCUUCAGGCAGACUGAGUCCUGGAAGCAUGUCAUUAAGACAGAGUUUUGAUUCAUCUUCAGUAUGGGGUAGACAAAGCCGAUUCAACACCCCCGGAAACGAGGGUCACAGCGGAAGUAUGGAAUUUUCACCCUUGGGUAACAACUCCGUAUAUGAACUGGUCUUGAAUACAAGACGCAGAAAUUGGUUGAAAAGGCCAACAGUUGAUGAUAUACCGCCUAUCAUUUUGAGCAAGAAUGAAGUACCGGAAACAUGGCGCGAUGAUACUCACAAGUUCGUCAAAGAUAUCGAAUCUGAUUAUGCCGUCUUUGAACACAAUAAUAAUCUGGAAACUGUUAAGGGUUUGGGCAGAUUGCGAUUGGAGGAAGACGAAGGCCUAAGGACUACACCAUCAGAAGGAGAAAAUGGCCAAGGUGAUGGAGAGAUUAUCAAUACUCAGCAUUACGGUACAAUCAAACGGCUCCCGAACUUUUAUUUCAACGAAAAGCUCGAGCUGGACGACACCCGCACCUUCAGGAAGAUCAUCGAUGAUCUAGAUCUGCGCGCUGACAGCUUACGAUCAACUUCCUCUCAAGAUAGAAAAGAAGCGUAUCAGAGCAUAAGAGAUAGACUUUCAGAUUAUCUCGACAGCAUCGAAAACCUACUUCUGGCGGAGAUCUCCAAGUCUUCUAACAGCUUUUUUUUCGCUUUAGAGGAUGUGAGCAAGAUAGAAUCGAGAGCAGCAAAUACAAUCAAGAAGCUAGCCGCGAUAUCGGAGGGAUUAGGCUCGGUAGACAGAGAUCAAUUCCAGUCCCAGAUAUCGACGCUGAAGAAGAAAAUAAAGAGGAAAAACAUUGAAAAACUCGAGCAAGGAUUACUUCAAGCUAAGCGUAUCACGGAUUUCGUUGCCGAUUGUAAAACUCUUUUCAAAGAAGGCAAAAGUCAAGAGUGUUUAGACAUGGUGAAGCAUGUCGAGAACCUGAUCAAAGGUGACGACGAUAAUGACAAGCAUAUACAAGAAAUGACUAAGACGUGGCCCUACAAGCUAUCUGAUUUGAGAUCCGUCUCGACUUUCGUGAAAAUCGGUAAAGAAUUAAAAGGUAUCACUGAUGACAUCGGAAUGGCGUAUUCAUCAGAAUUCUGCGAUAUAUUAAUCGAUGAUAUUAGAGCCAACUAUUCACCUGAAGCAGAAUUGGGGGCCAUUUCAAUCGAUUCUAAAGUAUCAAAAAACACUCAAAAAGAUGCAGACUUGGCCAACCGAAUCAGGAGCUCAGCUGAACGGCUAGUUCAGUGCGACAAACUGGCGGACGCUAUACAGCUUUACAACGAGAGAUUCAUCAUAGAGUUAAAAAAUAUCAUCAAGGACCUUCUUCCCAAGGAGCCUGAGCACAGCCCAGACCUAAAGGAAGAGCCUGCUGACUCCAGGAGUUCUGGCAAUGGCUCGAAACUCUCGCGAUUGAUCAGAGCCCUUACACCCAGUGAGUUCCAGGAGAUGCUACUAAAGAUUUUUGUUCGUGAGAACCAGGCACUUUGGCGACUUUCCAGGCAUCAGAAAGUUCUUCUUGACGUAGCACUCGCUGUUUAUGCUGACAGUCCGCGUCAAAAUGGGUCGAGUUCAGAAUCGAUAAUACAGCUAGAUAUCAAUCCUGCUAUUCACGAAGGUAUACGAAUUGUGCAAUUACGAAUGGGAAAGAUCAUUGCAGUCAGGCGGGAUCUCAGUAGCAGGCUGAGGUACGAUCACUUUUUGAAACUCUGCAGUAUAUGCUUCUGGUUCGAUCGUGAGUGUGAAAAUAUCACCGGUGAAUUUCUGACGCAGUACUUGAAGGACGUGCUAGCAGCACAAAUAAAGAGCUAUGCAAGCAGUCUGAAUGCUCAAAACGCACAAUCAGUACGAGCUGCUAUAGAUCAAGAGGCAUGGACUCCACGAGUAGUGGAGCCUGAAGUGCAACAAAAUGUUAAUGAGAUAGUGUCCUGUGUACACAUGACACCUACUAGCUGGGCUAAACUUAUGAGCCUUGAUGGCAGUAAUGGUGAAGAGACUGGCGAGACACAGUCUGAAACUGGAGACACAGAGAACGCAACUUCCAAGGGUCACAAAAAGUCUGUGGUGGUGAAUGACAAGACUUUUGUUGCGAGCAAUGCUCUGUUGGAAAUAAUUGCGAUGCUCCGAGCAGUUUUGGUGUUGUCUGCCAAUUUGCCCACUUCAUUCCUGGCAAACUUCGAAAAGAUGUGUUACGAUUUGGUAAUGUAUUUCAACUCGAGGUCCAUGACGACAGUCUCCACAGGUCCUGAUAAUUUUCCGUCGACCAAUUCUGGCAAGAAUCUCAGCAUCCUGGGAGAGUCUUUGGAUUGUUUGGCGGAGCUUGCAGCAAUGAUUCAAAUGUUUUACCAGCGGAUGAGUAGUAGCCACAGAGACUGCGAACCUAUGGCACCAGAACUUUACCUGCAGCUGUUCAAGACCUUUCAGAUAUCGUCGGAAAGACUUUACCAGGCGCAUGCUCCUCCACCUCCAAUCUAG
Lachancea lanzarotensis is the source of this 2691-nucleotide messenger RNA. It is a transcript of the gene VPS54, whose product is annotated as LALA0S02e08878g1_1. Gene Ontology annotation, molecular function: syntaxin binding. The coding region runs from base 1 to 2691 and encodes 896 amino acids. The transcript has a single exon. NCBI's taxonomy places the organism in Eukaryota, Fungi, Ascomycota, Saccharomycetes, Saccharomycetales, Saccharomycetaceae. Gene Ontology annotation, biological process: retrograde transport, endosome to Golgi; Golgi to vacuole transport. The record is from RefSeq and is a predicted model, not a curated record. Gene Ontology annotation, cellular component: GARP complex.